This is a messenger RNA of Chara braunii, 2286 nucleotides long. NCBI's taxonomy places the organism in Eukaryota, Viridiplantae, Streptophyta, Charophyceae, Charales, Characeae. The record is from the annotation of a GenBank genome assembly.
AGGGAUCGCCGCCAGGAAAAAAAUCUAGCGCCCCCGCCCGUCCCCCCCGCGGUUCCUUGGUGUGGUAUGGUCGGUCACGGAGCUGUCCCCGCCAUCGCUGUUAUCCUUGCCACUGCCGAACGGAAACAUUGGUGACGUCAUCUCGGCUGGACUGGGAAACCGGCUUCAGGGGGCGGAGGGGAAGGGAGGAGGCAAGGAAAGAAGGAAGGGGGAGAGAGAGAGAGAGAGGACGGGAGAGGGGGCACCCUCCAAGUGAAAGCUGGUUUUGGUAGCUUACACCGUACAUUGCAACCUCGUCUUUGCGGUCGUGCUUAUUUUCUCGGCCGCGCUUGUUGUUACUUGGCGGGAAACUGACAGGUGGCUUGCGAGUGGACACGUGGUGCGGCCUGACUUGAUUAGUUAAGAGGAUUCCCCUUAGUGUAAUCAAUCAACGGCCACGUGUGAGACGCGAGGAUGACAGUCAUGAGUGCCGCCGUUGCAGCUGCUGUUGCUGCAGCUGCCGCCGGGCGGCAGGGGCUGGCGACAGGCGUCGCGCUCAAUAAGUGCACGGGGUCGUCGUUAAGAACAGUUAAUCUGCGCUGUCCGUCAAACCGAGUGUCAACGGUCGGAACGUGUCGAAGCAAGAGCCACGUAAGCACCAACAGCAGCAGCAGCGGCGGCGGGGACUGUCAUUCUCACGCGGUGACUGUGCAUGUUGGUUGGCCACUGGCGAGCGGCGAACGGGAGGGGAGCAGCAGCAGCAGCAGCAGCGGCAGCAGGCGGAGUCGCGGCCGGCAUGAUCGCUUGCAACGCGCCGAUGAUGGCCUUCACCAUGACGGGCUCGGCGCGCUGCAUCGACAUCGGCAUCAGCGUCACCGGAGGAAUUGCCACGUGUCGUCGGCCAUGGCGGAUGAAGAUGAGCACGUCGCCACUGGCUCCUCUGCUCAUCGUCGUCACGAGUUGGGAAUGGCGGGAGACGGAAGGGACGGCGGCAGAAAUGGCGGGAAAGUGAUUGGCGCGGUCGAGGGGAGGAGAAGAAGGGUAAUCAUGUCGGCUUCGGCGGUCUCGUCGCCUCGGCGUGAAGAGCGGGCAGGGGACUCUGUCGGAGGUGCUGCCGACGUGGUUAAGGGUAUGGAGGAAGCUGUGCAGCCCAUUGACAGCUUGUUGGAGGCCAGAAAUGCAGGCACUUUACUCAUGCGUGCGGCAAGUGCUCCGCCCAGUAUUCCUGGCGGACUGUCUACUGAUCAGUUGGAUUUCCAGCGUGCCGGGAUGAUGCUGCCCAUCAUAACAGAGAUAGCGGAUCUGAUGCCUCGUGAACUGCCGCGGUGGUGGGUGAUGCGCCGUGCGGGUGGUCUGUGGGAGGAUCUCCGAGUUAGAGAUGAUGCUGAAGAAGAUCAUUACAUGGCACUUCUUCGUAUGAAUAGGAGCACGUUUGAGAUGCUCGUACAGAUUCUGACGCCUCACCUGCAGAGGCAAGUGACCAGGGACACUGCUGCAUUUGAUGCACGAUCGAAGGUUGUACGAGUGGAUAACGAAAGUGGGAACGGAGUGCUGAAGACCAGGAGAAUGCGGGUGAUGGUUGCCGCCAUGGGCAGGACAUGGGAGGAAAGAUACCUCGUCGCCCAGGCAGAGAUGGCUGCCCAGCAGGAGCUGCCCAACGAUACUGAAGCCACACUAGAGUCCAGCAUUGCCGACAGCGGGCCGCCAGUAGAAGUGGAGUCAUUCCAUUGGACUCCCAGCGAUACUGAAGCCACGCCAGAGUGCAGCAUUGCCGACAGCAGGCCGGCAGUAGGAGAAGUGGACUUGUUCCAUUCGCCUGCUGUUUCCGUCACACCGCCGUUCUCCACUCCACCCGCGACUCCCCGAGUUGUGUCCCCGAGUAUGUACCACACUCCGUCCUCGAGCCUUGAAGUGGCCAUCAACACGGUCUUGGAGAAGUUACGUGGUCUAAAGAUUCGAUGUCUCUGGCGCGGAGUUAUUAUGUAGAGAGAGAGAGAGAGAGAGAGAGAGAGAGAGAGAGAGAGAGUAUGAGUGGACUUUUCGUGAACACAAAUUUGGAUGAAGCAGUGAUUAUCAUGGCAUAAUCAGGGUGCUAUCGUGUUUUAUUUUCCUUAUAAUUUUUGUUUUGUAGUUGCUCAUCUUGUUUUCCUUCUGUCAGUGAAUGUUUCGGAUGUGAAUGAUUUUUAUUUUUAUAUUUUCUUCUGUCGGUGUUCUUGCAAUUGUCUUCCUUUCAACUUUUCUUUUCUUUUUCUUUUUUGCUGCUCGCUUGAGGGCAUACUCCUGUAUGCAUAUGGCUGCAAUUGAAAG